AUGCCACAAGUCCAUGAAUUUCUCUUAUAUUUACUUAAUUAUUUUUAUUGGUUUUUUGAAACCAUGGAUAAUACUUUAUCAAAAAAUGAACGAUAUAUAGAUCGUUCACAAAUGGAAAAAAAUCGUAUUCGUAUUGCAUAUGCUAAUUUACUUACUUGUCUACGUGAACUUGGUUGUAAAUAUGCUAUAUUAUUAUUAGGUAUCGAUCUAAAAGAUUUUCAUCAUAUGCGUAAUGGCGAUCUUUAUUAUUCAUGUACACAUAUUGAUCGAACUAUAUAUGAAUCUCUUUUUAUUUUUUCAACAUAUUUUACUUGGAUUACAUUUUAUAGACAAAAUUUUGAUUCGAUUCGUAAUGAAUUAGCUAGAUUAUUUCGAGCUGAUGGUGAUGUUGAAAUGCUUCAAAUUCCAACGACAGAAAGUUUAGAAGGUCGAAUGAAAAAUGAUACAGUAAUUGAUUCUAUAAAUCGACAUAAACUUAUUGAUUGCACUGAAUUUUUUUCAAAAUCAAUGGCUAAAAAAGCUGCAACUACAAGAAUAAGUGAAAUACAGAAUAGAAAAAAUUCUCUACAACGUACAAGUUUAAUGUUUUGGAAUUUCAAUAAAAAAUCUAGUGAAUCAAAUACAUGGAUUAAACAACAUACAUCAAAAAGUCGAUUAAAAAGUGUUUUAGCAAAAGAUUUCCAUGAUCAAAGACAAAAAUUAUUUAUUUCUCAACGUAAAAAUCGUUUGCGUGGUAUUUUAACAAAACAGUUAAAAAGUCGAAAUCAAAGUCUUAUUGAAGAACAAUAUCGUCAUUUAAAGAAUACAAAAAUACAUAAACAAUUAAAUAUGGAAGAAAUUCAAAGUAAAAUACGAGAAAGAGAAAAAGUGAAACGAGAACGUCUUAUUAAACAACAAAUAUUAAAUUCUUCGUUUUAUAAAAAUUCAUCAAUUCUACCUGCACCACCAAAUCCACUGGAUAAUCCUCGCAUGAAAAACAAUCAAACAAUUCUACCUAAAAUUCAAUUUCAAUUGAAAGAAAAUAUUGGAAUUAUUGGCAAAUCUUAUUCAGAUUUUGAUUUAAUACGUUUGACAUUAAAACCAAAUAUUGCAGAUAAUAUCAAUAUGCCUACAGAAUUUCUUGUUACUUUACCAGAUGAAAUUUCACAAAAGGCAGUUAAUGCAUACGCUGCCUAG
Rotaria sp. Silwood1 is the source of this 1176-nucleotide messenger RNA. The record is from the annotation of a GenBank genome assembly. NCBI's taxonomy places the organism in Eukaryota, Metazoa, Rotifera, Eurotatoria, Philodinida, Philodinidae.